Molecule: messenger RNA, 2299 nt
Organism: Scatophagus argus
Lineage: Eukaryota; Metazoa; Chordata; Actinopteri; Scatophagidae
Product: protein tyrosine phosphatase type IVA 2-like
Exons: 8
Coding region: 1177-1683 (168 amino acids)
Biological process (GO): protein dephosphorylation
Cellular component (GO): nucleus
Molecular function (GO): protein tyrosine phosphatase activity
Source: RefSeq, a predicted model, not a curated record
GCUUUGUCAGUCCUGUGUGUUUAGCAUCGAUCAUCGAUAUAGCAACUCUUACUACUGUGCAGAUAAGGUCCCCUGUGUUAACAAGGUCACUGUACUCGCUGUCAUUUGGACGUUAUUGGAAACCGGCGAAUGCUCUAGCUUGAAAAUGUUAGCUUGCUGUUUAUUCUGGGUACCUGGUUGCUGACCUCUUUUCACUUGACCUGGCUGGCGGCGGAGCCUCUCAUGACAGAUGGUGUUGUUGAUGACUCUACUGCGAUAACCAGGUUAGCAACAAGCUAGCGGGCCGUUGUCAGCCAGGACCCAGAAAAGCAGCAUCAUCAUCAAUGGUGUGUCUACAUCCCGGAGCCGUCACAUUUUCCUGUGUCCGCUCAAUGAACUAUCUCCUCAGCUCUCAUCACAGCUGCACAUGUAUGGCGUUUGCGAGGCUUGGAGGGGAGUUUUGCCAAGCCCAGCACCUGCUGCUUAUUGUGGACAAGUGAACAGGAGAUCCCAGCUUGGCUCAAACACUGCCAUUCACGCACACAGGUCCUUACUGCCAUCCUGCUCAACCCAUAUGAAGACAAGCCAGCCUUCAGCCUGUCACCUCUUCUGGGGAGUAGGGGAGGCUUCGGUUUUAACCCAGGAGUUUCCUCACAGCUCUUCUCCUCUCCUGCUUCUCCUUCUUUUUCUUCUUUCAUUCAUGCAAGUCUUCUCUGAAUGGGUUAAUAGCUUUGAAAGAAAGGAAGGACAGGUUGUUUAUCUGUCUUUGUAAAUUUUCUUCUGGACUUUGGGUGUCUUCUCUGUAGUCUUCUUGAUCCCACCAGUCAGAUUUAAAGUUUUUAACCAAGCCAGUUUUGUUUUUUGUUCAUUGUCAACAAAAACCUAGAUUUUUUUCCCCCUCUGUUUCAUUCUGUAGAUUUUUUUUUUAUUCAAACUAUUCGGUCAUCACAGGAAUAAGAUUAACUUUCUUUUCCCAUAAAUCACACAGAUGCAUUAGUUAGUGAAAUUAACUGAAAGGUGUUUUUUUAUUUUUGUUUUUUUUUAAGCUUUUCUUUUAAUGAAAAGAUUUUUUUAAAACAACCAGAAGACUUUCUCUUCACUUCCUUUGAAGACUUGUGUCUGUUUCUCCUUUCAUUGAAGCACAGUACUUUUUCUGAUCUUUUUCUUCUUAAUUAACAAACCUUUGUGGGUCUAAUAAUGAACCGACCGGCUCCAGUGGAGAUCACUUAUGACUGUCUGAGAUUCCUCAUUACGCACAACCCCACCAACGCACAACUGGGAAGGUUUAUUGAGGAUCUGAAGUCGUAUGGAGUAAACACCCUGGUAAGAGUGUGUGCUGCUACAUAUGACAAGACGCCAGUGGAACAAGAAGGCAUACAAGUCUUGGAUUGGCCCUUUGACGAUGGCUCCGCCCCCCCAGACCAGGUGGUUGAUGAUUGGCUGAGCCUGCUGCAGACGAAGUUUCGAGAUGAGCCUGGCAGCUGUGUGGCUGUGCACUGUGUCGCUGGGCUAGGACGAGCUCCUGUGUUGGUGGCCUUGGCUCUAAUUGAGUGUGGGAUGGAAUAUGAAGAUGCUGUACACUUCAUAAGACUGAAGCGUCGUGGGGCGUUCAACUCCAAGCAGCUUCUUUACCUGGAAAACUACAAAGCUAAACUCUGUCUGCGUUCCAAAGAUGCCAACGGACAGGGCUGCUGUAUACAGUAGGAAUCUACAACCCCAUACAUCUUCACUGCGGCUUCACGAAACUUUGAUUUUUUAUGUGAAAUGGGACAUUGACAUGUUUGGGUAAAAUCAUUUGCUAACAUUAAAGUCCAUCAUAACGAUUCAGAGCACUUGAAUGUGUUUCCAAUUAUUCAGGGACCUCACGCUAAGGUCCUGAAAAUCUUCUGAGACGUAGACAGCUUCUGGUUUUACAUUAAAAGUGAACUUAAAAAUUGGACGUGCUAAAGAUUAUAUUCCUGCUCCUUGGUCCGUAACCUCUCCUUAAUAUGUAGCAAAACACUUGGCCCCUUAAAAGGAAACCCCGCAGUGUAACAUAAUUAAUGUUGGCUAUCAACAAAAUCACAGUAAAAUCAAAAGUAAAACCCAUUUGAUCCACACGUUACUCUCAGUUCCGUGUUACAGGUGCUGUGAUAAACGCUGUUUAUGUUAACAGACUCGCUCUUAGUUCAGACAUUGGGAUCAGACAUUACAGAAAAUUCCAUUUUAGCGGGCAAGUAUUUGUGAGAGUGGAUUCAUUCUUGUGAUGUUAAACUGGUUUGCAGCUUGAUAUUUGUUCUAAGGCACAACACUAAAAAUGCUGAAUAAAUAGCUGGCAGUA